UCACUUGCUCGCUUAGUCGGUUCAGAUCGGUUCGUUUCACUGUACUUUCGCACACAGACUGUAUAGAAAUCGUAGAGAAAUUUUAUCAAAAUCUGAAAUUGAAAUUACACACACUUUUUGGACAUUAUACCCGAGUUACACACACACAAAACAUCUCUCGUCACAAGCGAUAAACGAAACAGAGGGUAUCAUGAGAUCCAGCAAAGUUCGUGGGGGCAACGCCAGUCGCCUGGUGCUGGAUGCGGAUGGUGGUCAGUGGGCAAAGGGAGGCCUGGGCUCCCAGCACGCCAUUCUCAAGAGUCACGGGCGUGGCCUUUCAUCCCAAAAUCCCGCGCAAUUUGGUGGAUUCUCGACGGCGGGUCAGCAGCAGUAUCCUGCCGUAUAUUCGCAGCCAGGAUUCCGGGGCGCUGGCAAGCUCAAGGCCACGCCCAACACGCUGCUGCAGCAGCAACAGCAGCAGCUCCUGGCGCAGCAGCAGCAGCAACUGCUUGCCGCCACAUCGCCGCAGGGAGCAGCUGGAGCAGCGGCCGGACCAGGAGUGGGCGUUAGCGGGGGCGUGGUCAACAUGCCCAGCUACGCAGAUCAGAUGCACGCCGCCUUCCUGGACUAUCAGCGUCAGCGGGCGGAGUUCGAGCAGCAGCAGCAGCAGCUGCUGCAGAAGCUCUACCACUACUAUCCCGAUGUGUCCGGCGGCCUAUCACCUGCCCAGAUCCAACCCCAACCCCAAGCCACCCAGCUAGCUGCCCCCGCCGACGUGGGGGGCGUGGCAGCGCAGAGCGCAGCUGGCCGCUUCGCCUACCGCCGGCCGCAGUUCAGCAGCAAUGGCCUGCAGCCGGAGCGCCUGGCCGCCGGUUCCAUACUGCCCGGUGGUCCCGCUGGAGGCGGUGGAGUCAUCCCAGGCGGCGUCGCCGGUGGUUCAGUGCCUUUGCGCAACAGCGGAGUGGGAGUGGGCGGGGGAGCGGGAGACUUCUAUUCCACGCAGCAGCACAUGGGCUUCAUGCAGCAGCAGCAGCAGGACGUGCUCCGCGACCAGCAGCAGUCGGUGGCCCAGCAGUUCGCCACCAGCCAGCUGGCGCCCACCACCCGCCAGAGCUACGGCAUGGCCGUGCCCAUGUCCUCCGUGCUGGGCUCCCCCACCUACCAGCAAUCGCCGGACGUCUCGCACGUGAGCUUCUCGAGCGGCAAUCUCAACUACAGCUUCUAAGGAUGCGCUGUUAUCGCAAGGAGUUUCUGCAACUAGUAUUUUGAUAUAUAUCUUUUUUUUUUUGCGUAAAUUUUCGUGGUAUUUGAUAAGAGGAAUUGUGUAGGGCAAGCAAGAAUAAAUUUUGUGAGUGAUGAUAA
Messenger RNA from Drosophila teissieri, 1341 nucleotides. RefSeq names its product centrosomal and chromosomal factor. The transcript has 2 exons. The record is from RefSeq and is a predicted model, not a curated record. Lineage: Eukaryota; Metazoa; Arthropoda; Insecta; Diptera; Drosophilidae. Bases 191 to 1204 code for a protein of 337 amino acids.